AAACUUCCACAAACCUAUCUCUCUUUCUCUAUUGCUUACAUCAUCUUCUAUAAUCAAUGGCCUUGAUCCAAAACCCUAAUAUGAAACAAGUUCCAUUUCUAAGAGACAGAACUCUACAACAAACACUCUUUCUUCCUCAUACUUUUUCUCUCCCUAUUUCUAACAAAAACUCCAAAAGACUACUUGUAAUUGCUAAUUCUUCUUCUUCUUCUCUAUUAUCACCAGUGAUUCUAACUGCUCCGGUUGCUUCUUCUCCUCCUCCUCCGGUUUAUCAUGGACCAAAGUUCCCUUUGUCCUGUGGGGCAGCGACUGUACCGUUAUCUCGGGUAUGGAGAGAGAUACAAGGAUGUAACAACUGGAAAGAUCUCAUCGAGCCUUUAAACCCUCUUCUCCAACAAGAGAUCACUCGCUAUGGCAACUUAGUUUCCACUUGUUACAAAGCCUUCGAUCUAAACCCUAAUUCCAAACGUUACUUGAACUGCAAGUAUGGCAAACAAACCCUACUUAAAGAAACCGAAAUCCACCAACAUGAGGACUACCAAGUCACAAAAUACAUCUACGCCACACCGGACAUCAACAUCAGUCCAAUCCAGAAUGAAACGAAUCGACGAGCGCGUUGGGUAGGUUACGUUGCAGUUUCAUCCGAUGACUCGGUGAAACGCUUAGGGAGGAGAGACAUUGUGGUGACGUUUCGUGGAACGGUAACUAACCCUGAAUGGUUGGCAAAUUUCAUGAGCUCUUUAACUCCGGCUAGGUUCCAUCCUCAUAAUCCGCGUCUCGACGUGAAGGUUGAAUCCGGGUUCUUGAAUUUAUACACAUCCGAUGAGAGUGAGAGCAAAUUCGGACUAGAGAGUUGCAGAGAACAGCUUCUGUCCGAAAUCUCGAGAUUGGUGAAUAAGUACAAAGGAGAAGAGAUGAGUAUCACACUCGCUGGACAUAGCAUGGGAAGCUCAUUGGCUCAACUUCUUGCUUAUGACAUUUCGGAACUAGGUUUAAACCAGAGGAUUGGUGAGAGAGAUAUUCCGGUGACCGUGUUCUCUUUCGCAGGUCCUAGGGUUGGUAACUUGGAGUUCAAAAAACGUUGCGAGGAGCUAGGUGUUAAGGUUUUAAGGAUCACUAACGUCAAUGAUCCGGUCACUAAACUUCCUGGUGUUUUAUUCAAUGAGAAUUUUAGGGUUUUAGGUGGUUUUUAUGAGCUUCCAUGGAGCUGUUCAUGUUAUGCUCAUGUUGGAGUGGAACUCACGCUAGAUUUUUUCGAUGUUCAAAACAUUUCUUGCGUUCACGAUCUCCAAACCUAUAUCGAUCUUCUAAACCAACGCAGAAUGAACUCAAGAUCAGCCGAUUCCGAUUCCGAUGAGGAUGAGGAGAGUGACAAUUUUGCCUUAGAGUUUUUGAAGAGAAAUGAAAUCAAUCAGAAACAAAAAACGAUGUCGUCCGAUGACGAAGGAGGAGAAGAGUAUCUCUUCAAGAUAGUGAUCAUCGGCGACUCUGCCGUCGGGAAAUCGAACCUUCUCUCUCGCUACGCUCGUAACGAGUUCAACGCUCAUUCGAAAGCCACGAUCGGCGUCGAGUUCCAAACGCAGAACAUGGAGAUCGAAGGCAAAGAGGUUAAAGCUCAGAUUUGGGAUACUGCUGGUCAAGAACGGUUCCGUGCCGUCACUUCCGCUUAUUAUCGCGGCGCCGUCGGAGCUCUCGUCGUUUACGAUAUUAGCCGUCGAUCCACGUUUGAGAGCGUUGGUCGUUGGCUUGAUGAGCUUAAGACACAUUCGGAUACAACGGUUGCCAGGAUGCUGGUGGGAAACAAAUGCGAUCUAGAAAGCAUAAGAGCGGUGAGCGUGGAGGAAGGCAAAGCACUAGCGGAAACCGAAGGACUAUUCUUCAUGGAAACAUCAGCUCUCGAUUCAACAAACGUUAAAACAGCUUUUGAAAUGGUAAUCCGCGACAUCUACACCAAUGUUAGCCGGAAACAACUCAACUCCGACACUUAUAAAACCGAACUAAGCAUGAAGAACCGAAUGAUAUGCGCAAGAAUCCGACCGCUUAUUUCGUCACCAUUAGCCUUCACUAUCUCUGCAACUAAACACUCUCCAAUCAAUCUCCGAUUAUUCCCUCGCCGCUCCUUCUCCGCCGUAACCGCCAUGUCUUCUUCAACCCCACAGAGUCAGAUCAUAGAACACAUCGUCCUAUUCAAAGCCAAAGACGACGCUGACUCCAACAAAAUCACUUCCAUGAUCAACAACCUUAACGCUCUUGCCUCUCUCGAUCAAGUGCUUCACAUCUCCACCGCUCCUCUCCACCGUCUUGGAUCCUCCGCCUUCACCUUCACUCACGUCCUCCAUAGCCGUUACGGAUCUAAGGAGGAUCUUGCCUCCUACGCUGCGCAUCCAGAUCACGUCCGUGUUGUUAAGGAAUCGGUUUUACCGAUCUGCGAUGACAUCAUGGCUGUUGAUUGGAUCGCCGAUCGAGUCCCCGGAACCAUAGCGCCGCCUCCUGGUUCGGUUGCGAAACUCACGCUACUGAAAUUGAAAGAGAAUCUCUCCGAUGAGGCGAAAUCGGAGAUUACGGGAGUGAUUAAGGGACUAAGUGAGAAAUUUCCAGGAAUUGAUCAGAUUACUGUUGGAGAAAACUUUUCUCCAGCUAGAGCUAAAGGUUUCACUAUUGCUUCGAUUGCGUAUUUCAAGAAUUUGGGUGAAAUGGAAGCUGUGGAUGCUCAGAAGGAGUUGGUGAAUUCGCAAAAGGAUAAGGUUCGUGAUUAUGUAGAUUCUACCAUUGUUGUUGAGUUCGUGGUGCCGUCUUCUUCACAGUCUUCUAGUCUGUAAAAAAGGUUCAAUUUCAAUCCUUUGAACACUUUGGGACCUAUUUGUCAUUUGAGAAUAAAGCAUUGUUGAUUAGGAGAUUUGAGUGUGAUGAUAUAUGCUUUUGUUUUUCCCUUUGAGGAACUCUGUUGGAAUAAGAAUUUUUAAGCACAAAGAAACUUUGAGCAAUCAAUAUGACUUAUGGAAUUAUAGUAGCUAGCUGCAUCAGCUGCUCUUAGAAUUGUACACUGUUGCUAACAAAGCCCACAUGAUGGAAUCUUGGCUUCUUCGGUGAUAUAGGUGUAGUAGUAUCUAUUUUUCUUGAUUCUCUAUGGUCUGAAGUGUCGAUUACAUGCGAAAGUUUCUGUAUCCGGUUCAAAAGGGAUUCUCAUUGCUUGCUUGAUGGUUGUUGACUAAUGACUGGUAGAGUGUGUUCUUCACAUCUGGCUGGUUUGUCUCGAGAAUGCCUGCAACUCUGUCCAUCUUUCAAUGAAGUUUCCUAGCUGCUACGAAACACGAUAGUUCCCAGUAACACUAAUAAAAAGAUAAAUGUUUU
Molecule: messenger RNA, 3351 nt
Organism: Arabidopsis arenosa
Lineage: Eukaryota; Viridiplantae; Streptophyta; Magnoliopsida; Brassicales; Brassicaceae
Source: the annotation of a GenBank genome assembly